UUUUAGUUAAUAUCUCAUUAAGUAUUUCCCUUAUUACUUUUUAUGCAGGCAAGAAGCUCAGUAAAAGACUCCUAGCCCAAGUCCGGUCAAGUAAUCUCCCUUCUACUCCUGCUUCCAAAAAAUUACGAAGGGUAGGAGAAGGGAAUCAUGGUACAUCCGCAAGCCCUGGAGUGUUAUCAGGUCCUACUCUUGUACCUCUAGGUUUCAGCGGAUUUGGUGGGGUUCCUACUAGUUUCGAAAGUUUUUGUUCAGUAUCAACCAACCAAGCCUUUUCCCACGGGGAAUCGAUUCUCGAUGACGCUAAUGUCGCGAAUGACAGGUUACAUAAAAUGGUAGUAAAAGACGACACUGCCAGAUUGCAGAGUCUGUCAGCAUCUGAGCUUUCAAAGAAAUUUCUUCAUCUAAUCAGCCAGGGCACUACAUACUCUGUUGUUAUCGCCAAAGAAUACGAGAAGCUUUCCUUAGAGAUGGCUUCCCUCAAGGCUAAAUAUGAAGAUGUUACUUCUACACUUAAAAUAAAAGAAGAUGACUUGACUAAUGCAAAAUUAAACUUUCAAGAUGAGAAAGUGAAACUUACCAAAGAAUACUCUGAUAAGCUGGAAUUCGAGAAGCUAGCUGCUGUGGAGAGUUUUAAAAAUUCUGAUGAAUUCAAGGUGCUCAUAGGCAAGGCUUGCUGUGAUGGUUUUGACCGGUUCAAAGCUCUUGUCGGCAAAGAUCGUCCAGACAUAGACUUUUCUAGGUAUGACGUUCUAAGUGAGAGCGAAGAGGAAGAUUGAAUUCCAUAG
Cornus florida is the source of this 785-nucleotide messenger RNA. RefSeq lists its product as uncharacterized. Lineage: Eukaryota; Viridiplantae; Streptophyta; Magnoliopsida; Cornales; Cornaceae. The transcript is spliced from 2 exons. The record is from RefSeq and is a predicted model, not a curated record. The coding region runs from base 330 to 776 and encodes 148 amino acids.